UGCGCAUCAGUUGUAGAUAUUUUCAUUCAGUAUACACAACAAAGAACGCAAAGCAGAGUUGGAAAAAUGACGGAUUUCGCAGAAAUUGAUAAAGUGAUAGAUGACAACCCGAAACUAGCAUAUGAACAGCUGAAGGAAAUUUACGACAGCAACGAAGAAAUGAAAACUGGUGUUAAUUUGUUAUGGCGAUUGGGCAAAGCAUGUUUCCUGUGGGCUAAUACUCUGCAAAAGAAGGAUCCGAAAAAAAAAUUGCUCAUUCUUGAAGGUCGAACUUAUGCCAAAUCAGCUUAUACAAAUGAUGAAAAUAGUGCUGAAGCACUCAGAUGGGCAGCAAUUUUGAUCGGUUCUGCAACCAAUUUCCUGGGACCCAAAGAAAAAAUUGAGCAGGGCAAGAUUUUCAAGGCAUAUUUGGAUCGCGCAAUAGAGAUGCAAUCGACUGAAUAUUCGUUGCUGCACUCACGUGGACGGUUUUCGUACGAAGUUGCCAAUCUUUCAUGGAUCGAGAAACGAUUAUGUACUGCAUUGUUUUCUGAAAUUCCUCAUGGUACUAUCGAUGAAGCUCUUAGCGAUUUUUUGGAGGCUGAAAAAUAUUCCCCAUUCGUAUGGCCGGAGAAUUUGCUCUACAUCGCACGAUGUUAUGCUGUAAUGAAAAACAAAGAACUUGCCAAGAAAUAUUUGGAAAAAGUGGAAAUGAUUGAACGGCUGGAUGAAGCUGAAGCGGAAGCACUAGUCGAAGUUAGAGCUGUAAUUUCUAAAUUAAAAUAAUACUCUAUCACUUUUUUAUACAGUUAUAUAGUCCUUGUCUUAUUGUUGGUUAGUUUAUAUCUAUUACUAUGAAAGCUUGAUUAUAAGCAUGGGAUAUCCAGGCAUGGUCUUUGGUAUUGGUGAC
Loa loa (African eye worm) is the source of this 889-nucleotide messenger RNA. RefSeq lists its product as hypothetical. Gene Ontology annotation, cellular component: spindle microtubule; mitotic spindle pole; cytoplasm. The transcript has 6 exons. Gene Ontology annotation, molecular function: microtubule binding. Bases 67 to 765 code for a protein of 232 amino acids. The record is from RefSeq and is a predicted model, not a curated record. Lineage: Eukaryota; Metazoa; Nematoda; Chromadorea; Rhabditida; Onchocercidae.